Scomber japonicus (chub mackerel) is the source of this 3242-nucleotide messenger RNA. Its product is annotated as NACHT, LRR and PYD domains-containing protein 12-like. Gene Ontology annotation, molecular function: protein binding. Gene Ontology annotation, biological process: regulation of apoptotic process. The record is from RefSeq and is a predicted model, not a curated record. Bases 254 to 3214 code for a protein of 986 amino acids. The transcript has 9 exons. NCBI's taxonomy places the organism in Eukaryota, Metazoa, Chordata, Actinopteri, Scombriformes, Scombridae.
UACAAUGAGGAAGUCUUUGUAUCUGAUUGUAUCAAACAGCAGACCAACAGUCAUAAAGCUUCACAGAGAUCAUAAAUGACAGUCAUGUGACUUCCAGUAAAGCAGAAGGAGGGAGGAGCAGACAGGUAGGGAGUAAAGGUGAACGUCUGUACAGACUUCAUUUUACAGUCAUCAGAGCAGAAGCAGGAAAACAGUGUGAGGCAGACUCCAGAAGAUGAGGAUGGAGCAGAGUCUCUAACAUCCAGCUGUGUUGAUGAAGAGUGAGCAGUCUGAUGAUGAUCCUCUAAACUUCAGUAAUGAACCUGGACCCAGAGCCAAGAUGAGGAAGAGGGACCUGCUCAACAUCCUGGACGAUUUAAAAGAUGAUGAAUUUAAGAAGUUCAAAUGGUCUCUGAAGGAAGAAAAGGUGGCCAACAUCGAACCCAUCAAAGUGAGCCAGCUGGAGAAGGCAGAGGAGAGGUUUGACGUGUUGGAUCUGAUGGUGCAGAAAUAUGAACUAGCUGGAACUGUGGAGGUGAUGAAGAGUGUUUUAAAGACGAUCGGCAGGAAUGAUCUGGUGACAGAAUUGUUAAACAUCAGCUCAGGAUCAAAAGGAGCAGUGAGCAGUGGCACUGACAGGAGUAUCAACCCUAACACAGAUGUUUCUGACGGUGGGAGUAAACCAGAGCAACCAGCAGAAACCCGCACUAACACUGGGGAAACAUCUAAACUCAUCACAGAGACGACCGGAGACAACAAGGGUUCAAACCCAGGACCUUCUAGCUGUGAGGCAACAGUGCCAGGAUCUGAGACACCUCACUGCUCACACACAGGUGGUGGACGGAAGAAGGUUUUAGGUAGAUAUGUGGUCAUUCUGACAAGGAAAUAUCAAAAAACGACUGAUGGAACUGAUGAAUCAGGAAAUGAAACCCUCCUCAAUGAGAUUUACACUGAGGUCUACAUCACAGAGGGAAAGAGUAGAGAGGAUAAUGCCCAACAUGAGGUGAGACAGCUUGAAACAGCUUCCAAAACAAAGAUCCUCCAUGACACACCGAUCAAGUGUCACGAGAUCUUUAAAGUCUUACCUGGCCAAGAGGAACACAUCAUCAACAUUGUUCUGACGAGUGGCGUCGCUGGCGUUGGAAAAUCCUUCACAGUGCAGAAGUUCAUUCUGGACUGGGCACAGGGCUCUGAAAACCAAGAUAUCAGUCUGCUGGUUCCACUUUCAUUCAAGGAACUGAACUUGAUCAAAGAUGAGCCGCACAGUCUGCUCACACUGAUCCGUCGUUUCUAUCCAACAUUAAAGGACGUCACAGAAGAGAUGCUUGACUCUGAAGACUUUAAAGUUCUGUUCAUCCUUGACGGCCUGGAUGAAAGCAGACUGUCACUGGAUUUCAACAACAGGAAGGAGGUCGUGUCUGAUGUCACACAAACGUCGUCAGUCAGCGCGCUGGUGACAAACCUCAUCCAGGCAAAUCUGCUUCCCCAAGCUCUCAUCUGGAUCACUUCCCGACCUGCAGCAGCCAAUCAGAUCCUGGAUCAGAAAUGUGCUGACAGGAUAACAGAAGUACAUGGCUUCACUGACCCCCAGAAGGAGGAGUACUUCAGGAGGAGAUUCAGUGAUGAAGAGCAGUCCAGCAGAAUUGUCUCACACAUCAAGACAUCCAGGAGCCUCCACAUCAUGUGUACCAUCCCAGUCUUCUGCUGGAUCACUGCUAGAGUUUUGAAGCUCAUGUUGACUACAGACCAGAGAGGAGAGCUGCCCAAGACCGUGACUGACCUGUACUCACUCUUCCUGCUGUUUCAGACGAAGAGAAAGAAGCGCAAGUACGAUGACCGACAGAUGAGUCCACAGGAGCUGACGGAGGCUGACGGGAAACUUCUUCUGAAGCUGGGGAGGCUGGCGUUUGAACAUCUGGAGAAAGGAAACAUCAUCUUCAACCAAAAAGACCUGGAGCAGUGUGGUCUUGAUGUCACAGAGGCUGCAGUAUCGUCAGGAUUUUUUACAGAGAUUUUCAAAACAGAGAAAAUGAUCCUCGAGAAAAAGGUCUACUGCUUUGUUCAUCUGAGCGUUCAGGAGUUUCUGGCUGCAGUCUACAUGUACCACUGUUACACAAGCAGGAAGACAGAGGUACUGGAGGACUUCCUGGACAAUGAGGAGGAGGAGGAGGAGGAAGAGGAGGAGGAAGUGGAGGAGGAAGUGGAGGAUGGGGACACAGUUAAUAACCAUUACUUAUCUCUGGAUGACUUCCUGAAGAGAGUCAUGGAGAAAUCUCUCAGAAGUAAAAAUGGCCACCUGGACCUGUUUGUCCGCUUCCUUCAUGGCCUCUCUCUGGAGUCCAACCAGAGUCUCUUAGAGGACCUGCUGGGUCAGACAGACAACAGUCCAGAAACCAUCCAGAGAGUCAUCAACAACCUGAAGGAGAUGAACAAUUGGUAUAUCUCUCCUGACAGAAGCAUCAACAUCUUCCACUGUCUAACGGAGAUGAACGACCGCUCAGUACAUCAGGAGAUCCAAGAGUUCCUGAAGUCAGAGAACAGAUCAAAGAAGAGUCUCUCUGAGACACAUUGCUCAGCUCUGGCCUACAUGCUGCAGAUGUCAGAGGAGGUUCUGGAUGAGUUGGACCUGAAGAAGUACAACACAUCAGUGGAGGGACAACGGAGACUGAUCCCAGCUGUGAGGAACUGCAGAAAGGCUCAACUUUCUAACUGUGGACUCUCAGAGACUCACUGUGAAGUUUUGGCCUCAGCUCUGAAGUCCAACCCUCAUCUGACAGAACUGGACCUGAGUGACAACAAACUGUCUGAUUCAUCAGUGAAGGGUCUGUCUGCUGGACUGGAGAGUCCAAACUGUAAACUGAAGUCUCUGAAAUUGAGGAGCUGCUGGUUGUCAGAGAGCCGCUGGGCUUCUCUGGUCUCAGCUCUGAAGUACAACCCCUCCCAUCUGAGAUGGCUGGAUCUGAGCCUCAACGACCUGAAGGAUUCAGGACUGAAGCUGCUGUGUGGUUCUCUGGAGAGUCCAAACUGCAAACUGGAGACUCUGGUAUUGCAGUGCUGCAGUUUGUCAAAGAUCAGCUGUGAUUAUCUGGCCUCAGCUCUGAAGGACAACCCCUCCCAUCUGAGAGAGCUGGAUCUGAGCUACAACAAGCUGAAGGAUUCAGACAUGAAGCAGCUGAUGGAUCUUCAGCAGAGUCCAGACUGCAGACUAGAGGAUCUGAGAUGGAAGGAUGAUUGAUCUCUGUAAGAGUGAGAGUGAACAUCCA